UCUUCGGUGUCGGUUGUGUUUGUUUGCAAAUACGGUGUUAAUAAAGUAUUUAAUCAAGGCCAAAAUGGGAUUGACACAAUAUUUUAUUUUAAUUUUGUGCUUUGCGGGCGUCUUAUCCAAGUCUAUUAAUAUUUCCUAUCGCGGUGAGAAUGAGACUCAACCCUUCAUAGAGAUCGGUAGUAAAUAUUACUUAAUAAAUACUGCUACUACGAUGAAUUGGUUCGGUGCGGCGCUUUAUUGUCACAACUAUGAUAUGGAUUUGGCCGUAAUUGAAUCGCUAGCUGAGAUGAAUGCAUUGAGUUCUUAUUUAACCACGAAUGAAGGUCACAUUAGUAAACGGUUUUGGCUCGGUGUCACCGAUUUGGCCCAGGAAGGUAAAUUUAUGUCACUCAAAGACGGACGUCCAAUGCUCUAUGCUAAAUGGGCAGGCGGUCAACCAGACGAUGCUGGUCAAAAUGAGGAUUGUGUACAUCUUCGUUCUGAUAGUAAAAUAUUCUUUAUGAACGAUGUUACUUGCAUGGGUCAGUAUUAUGCCAUCUGUGAGCUGCGACACCCGAAGAAGAGUUGUGACGUGUGUGAUUUGAAAAAUUUUAUGGAAAGAUUCAUGCAACAUACAAAUGUUCCACACUGUCAAAAUUAGUUAGGUGGAAUACCUUUUUUAAAUAUUUUAUAGCGUUAUAUGUGACUGAUGGCCGUGUGGAUAGAGAUAAUCCUCUUUAUUUGGAGACUUUAGUUUACUUUCCAAACAAAAAUAAAAAAUUGUCAAAAUCGGAUUUCUUAUCAGCAGAAGCUAGAACAAACAUUUUAUACAGAAAAAGUUUAUAAAUGAAUUUGAUAUAAUAGUACAUAAUAAAACCAACGCGAUAUCGAAUUAAUACGAAAGCAUUACCAAAAGACCGA
This is a messenger RNA of Bactrocera tryoni, 900 nucleotides long. Its product is annotated as C-type lectin 37Db-like. The transcript is spliced from 3 exons. The record is from RefSeq and is a predicted model, not a curated record. Bases 65 to 640 code for a protein of 191 amino acids. Lineage: Eukaryota; Metazoa; Arthropoda; Insecta; Diptera; Tephritidae.